GAGCUCGGUAAAUACCGUUGUCCACUUCGAAAACGUAAUAAACAAAUACCCAAUUCGAGAGAGUUUUCUUUAAUCUUGUCCGUGAAUUGUCUUGCGACUUUCCUCAUUUUCUCUUAACAAAAUAUGGAUGCGUUCUCUUCUUUCUUUGAUUCUCAAUCGAGAAGCAACUGGAAUUAUGAUACUCUCAAGAAUUUCCGUCAGAUCUCUCCGAUCGUUCAAACCCAUCUCAAACGGGUUUAUUUGACCCUGUGUUGUGCACUGAUUGCCUCUGCUGUUGGGACUUAUCUUCAUAUCCUGUGGAACAUUGGGGGUUACCUUACCACAUUUGCAUGCUUUGGAACCACUAUUUGGCUCCUCUCGAUCCCUCCUAAUGAAGAGCAAAAGAGGGUUUCUCUUCUGAUGACAUCAGCAGUGUUUGAAGGGGCUUCAAUUGGUCCUCUGAUUGACUUGGCCAUUCAGAUUGACCCAAGUGUUUUGAUAGCUGCGUUUGUGGGAACAGCGUUGGCCUUUGCAUGUUUUUCAGGAGCCGCCAUGUUAGCAAGGCGCAGAGAGUACCUUUACCUUGGUGGCUUGCUUUCAUCUGGUGUGUCCAUGCUUCUCUGGUUGCAUUUUGCUUCCUCGAUCUUUGGUGGUUCUACAGCCCUCUUUACGGCUGAGAUCUACUUGGGGCUUUUGGUGUUUGUGGGCUACAUGGUAGUGGAUACACAGGACAUAAUUGAGAAGGCACACUUGGGUGACCUGGACUAUGUAAAGCAUGCCCUGACUCUUUUCACUGAUUUUGUUGCUGUAUUUGUCCGCAUUCUGGUAAUCAUGUUGAAAAAUUCAGCUGAGAAGAGUGAGAAGAAGAAGAAGAAGAGGAGUGACUAAAUCACAAAGAAGCAGCUGAGAAAGUCUGCUUGUCUAACGAGCCUUGGAAAGAUGAAGUUUGUUGUCAAUAAAAGUUGUGUUUUUGCUUUUUGUACUAAAGCACUAUGUUAAUGGACGGAAAAGAUAUUUCGUAAGUGUUUCUGCGUCUGCUGAUGGUUGUUGUUCGGAACGUUGUUCAAACUAAUGACAUGUUAAAUUUGCUUU
Messenger RNA from Durio zibethinus, 1071 nucleotides. RefSeq names its product bax inhibitor 1-like. Gene Ontology annotation, cellular component: membrane. The record is from RefSeq and is a predicted model, not a curated record. NCBI's taxonomy places the organism in Eukaryota, Viridiplantae, Streptophyta, Magnoliopsida, Malvales, Malvaceae.